AUGUUUUUUGCAGCACAUUGGACGAAGGUGUAUUUGGAAGGAGAACUGCUGGGUGCAGGAGGAUUUGGUUGUGUGUUUGCUGGGAUACGGAAAGAAGACGGAUUGCCAGUUGCAAUCAAGUUUGUCUCCAAGACAAUGCCCUAUGAAAAACUGCAGCUUACAGGAUAUGGAUGGCUCCCCACUGAGAUAGCGCUGAUGGUCCUUGCAAACUUCAAACCUUGCUCAAGAAUCCUCAAGAUUCUGGACUGGUUCGAAGAGCCAAAACACUAUGUUGUCAUUCUGGAACGGCCUGAACCAUGUCUGGACCUCCAUGAAUUCUCCAGCAAGCAAGGUGGAUGUUUGACUGAGGUCGUGGCUCGCCAUGUGAUGUUUCAGCUGAUGGAGGCGCUGACACAUUGUAAGAGCCAGGGGAUACUGCACCGUGAUGUCAAGCCAGAAAACAUCCUUAUUCAGACAGGCACAUGGCAGGUCAAGCUGUUUGACUUCGGUUGCGGAGACCUCGUCAAAGACUAUUACAAUGACUUCGCAGGCACAUCUGAAUAUGCCCCUCCUGAGUGGUUCAUCCAGGGGCAGUAUCGGGCAGACCCAGCUACCGUCUGGUCUGUGGGAGUGACACUGUACAGGCUGGUGUGUGGCUGUCUGCCUUUCAGGACCACUGAGGAAACAAAAAUUGGCUAUUUGUUCUUCCCUGAAAGUCUGUCUCAAGGCAAGAAAGUAGAAAGACUGAUAAGCUAUGGACUAAUUAAUAGCAGACUGAACUAUACCUUAUACACAGACUUGAGCAGAGAAAGAAGUGUUCAUUUAUUUUAAUGUAUUAUAUUUUAUGACUAUGUAUUAAUUAGUCAAUAUGAUAAAAUUGACAGGAAAUGUGUAGAGUUACAAGUGUGAGGAAUUUCUAAUGUACUCUACAGCAUUUUCGUUAAAGGAUUAUUUAUAAUAAAGCAGGUUCUUUACGGGGUUAAGUAUUAGAUUCUUCUUUCUAUGUCUUAUUGAUUCAUGUACCUGGGUAUUGUGUAACAGAGUGCAGCGAUCUGAUCCGUUGGUGUCUGAGACCCAAUGAAGAAGACAGACCCAGCCUGGAGGAAAUAGAGUUUCACCAAUGGUUUUACUAACCAGAUUUCUGAAGGGCCAGUGUACAGGAGACAGGGACCACUGCACUAACCUCCUCUUAAAAAAUUGUAAUAUAUCUGAACUUUUGUUAAGAAUUGUACAGAACUUUUGUACAGAAUUUCUAAUUAAUUAUAUAACUGUAAAUACAUCUGUAUAUAAUUAGUUUUUUAAUUUUUCAUUAUCUCAUUAUUUUUGUGCUUUUUUUAAUAAAAGAAUAUUUUUUGUUAUCAUGGAUAAGUGUGUAGGAAGGUCAGGGCAAAAUGAGAGCAUUACUAUUGCUUCCGUAAGAAAUGACUUGAUAUGUCACUCCCAAAUAUUUGUUAGAAACAGCAAAAAUGAAAAAUAAAAACAAACAUGACAUGAUUGCUGGUGGUGCACAGUAUAUAAUUAGCUUGUUUCUUUUCCUGUUACUUUAGCUUUCUUUGCAGAGCAGACAAUCCUGCACACUAACAAAGAUUUCCCAACCAAUCCUUCCUCCACAAUUUCUUCAGUUCACAUAAAGGAUUUCUUUCUAUUUAAAACAUUUUUUAUGAAAGAAAUUUUUCAUCUAUUUUUCAUCUAUUAACCAUCUAACUGUACAGGGGUAAUUACUUUCCAACAUUCAUUAUCAUGGCUGUGAUUGGCAUAAUGCACCAGAAUUUUUAUAAAGAAAUGUUCAUCUGAGAGAGUAUCUUUGU
Hemibagrus wyckioides is the source of this 1787-nucleotide messenger RNA. RefSeq names its product serine/threonine-protein kinase pim-1-like. The record is from RefSeq and is a predicted model, not a curated record. The coding region runs from base 1 to 810 and encodes 269 amino acids. NCBI's taxonomy places the organism in Eukaryota, Metazoa, Chordata, Actinopteri, Siluriformes, Bagridae. Gene Ontology annotation, biological process: negative regulation of apoptotic process; regulation of mitotic cell cycle; protein autophosphorylation. Gene Ontology annotation, molecular function: ATP binding; protein serine/threonine kinase activity. Gene Ontology annotation, cellular component: cytoplasm. The transcript is spliced from 4 exons.